This is a messenger RNA of Drosophila mauritiana, 837 nucleotides long. RefSeq lists its product as uncharacterized. Bases 1 to 822 code for a protein of 273 amino acids. Gene Ontology annotation, molecular function: ribosome binding. The transcript has a single exon. NCBI's taxonomy places the organism in Eukaryota, Metazoa, Arthropoda, Insecta, Diptera, Drosophilidae. The record is from RefSeq and is a predicted model, not a curated record. Gene Ontology annotation, biological process: protein insertion into mitochondrial inner membrane from matrix; inner mitochondrial membrane organization. Gene Ontology annotation, cellular component: mitochondrial inner membrane.
AUGUUUUCGAGGUUUCUCCGUGGUUCGUCCACCUCCCAAAUUUCGUGUUUAGUGCGGGGUGGUGGCUGCAAGUCAAACACAUCCCAAUCUAUCUGCCCCGCAGCACUUCAGCCACACCGCAAUGUGAGUCUUUUCACAGGGAGACUGCCCCGCUGGAAACUCGGCGUGAUGCAGUUGCUCAGUGGCCUGCGACACCGGUACUGCCUGUGGCGCCUCCGCCGCCUGCUGGGCGUGGCCUUUGACGAGGGCGGAUUCGAGGAGGGCACUCGUCAGGCGGCGGUCACCAUGAUCGAUGCAGUGCGCCAGGCGGACUGGCCCUGCAUCCGGAGUUGCUGCACGGAGCGGGGAUCGGCCGACAUCUACGGCUUGUCCCAGAUGAGGAGUCCCUACUGCAGUUUGGUUCGCUUCCAGAGGGAACACCUGCGGCAUGCUCUGCCUGUGAGGGUGGUGCGUCGCUGGAUCGAUGGUCGCUACUACGUCAUGGUGGACAUGCUCUUUGUCGGCCUGCGCAACCUUCUCGAUCUCGGAACGGAGCAGGAAAAGGAGGAAAUGCUCCAGCGUAUUCAGAGCGUUCUGGUGAACUCCCAAAUCGAUGAUAAGUUCGAACCGAGCAACUGCCGCCUGGCCAUUGCAGAAAUAGUGCUCACCUUCUCUAUGGAACUGGGCGAUCCUCAGGAUCCUCGGGAUAUUGACGGUGAAGAACAGGACAGUGGCUGGCUGGUGGACUCCUACAAGGUGCAGCGCUUCAAGCUGAUCAGCUUCAGUCCAAAAACACUGAACCUUCGCGUUAUUGACUUUCUGAAACCAGUUCGACAGAAGUAGCCCACAAAGUCUCCG